Molecule: messenger RNA, 2238 nt
Organism: Arabidopsis lyrata subsp. lyrata
Lineage: Eukaryota; Viridiplantae; Streptophyta; Magnoliopsida; Brassicales; Brassicaceae
Product: putative pentatricopeptide repeat-containing protein At1g28020
Exons: 1
Coding region: 1-2214 (737 amino acids)
Cellular component (GO): mitochondrion
Molecular function (GO): protein binding
Source: RefSeq, a predicted model, not a curated record
AUGAUUAAUUCAUCCUGUAGCAGCUCCUCCACAAACAAAACCCUAUCGUCCCCGGCAAGGAACCUAACUCUGCAAAGUCGGAUCGAAGCGGCUUUAGAAAAGAAAGCAGAAAUCACUACGGUGCUUGAGCAAUGGCGACAACAACAAGAACAAGGGAAGCAAUUAAACCCUUCGUUGGUGAGAGGUGUCGUCGAGAACCUACGCGAUUCCCAGCGAUGUCGCGAAGCCCUAGAGGUAUCAAAUUGGAUGAUUGUACAAAAGAUCUGCAAUCUCAUCCCUGAAGAUUUCACUACUCGAUUUCAUCUGAUUGAGAACGUAUUUGGAUUGGAAGAAGCAGGGAAUUUCGUCGAGAGCAUCCCGGAGAAUUUAAGAAACGAAUCUAUCUACAAUUCUCUUCUAAGCAGCUACGUAAGACGAAAUGAUUUGGAUAAAGCCGAAUCUACUUUCAAGAAGAUGAGGGAGCUAGGGUUGCUAUUGAGAGCUUCACCGUAUAACUCGAUGACUUCACUCUACAGGCGUAUCCCUCACGGUAACCGGUGUAAGGUCGAUGAGAUUCUGCGAGAGAUGAAGGAGAGCAACAUUAAGCUUGAUAGAGACACCGUGAACAAUGCUUUGCGAGUAUACGCUGAUGUAACUCACAUAGCGACAAUGGAGAAGUUUCUUGCUGAAUGGGAAGGGAAUACACCGCUUGACUGGCUCACAAGACUUGACAUGGCUAAGGCUUAUCUCAGAAGUGGUUUUAAGGGAAAGGCUAAAGAGAUGCUUCGUAGAACAGAGGAAUUGAGGGAUCCAAAGUCCUAUGAGGAACUCAUGAGGCUAUAUGGUGAAGCAGGAGGGAGAAAGGACGUUUACCGUGUAUGGGACUUGUACAAGAAGUUAAGUAAGAAAGACAACGAAGGAUUCCGAGCUUUGAUUGGUUCACUAUUGAAGCUUGAUGAUAUAAACGGAGCAGAGGAGUUCUACUACAAAGAGUGGGAGUGCUCGGGACUUCCGUUCGAUGUCCGAAUCCCGACUAUGUUGGUGUCUAGUUACCGCGAAAAGGGAAUGGUGGAGAAGGCAGAUAAACUAAUAAAGGAGAUUAUGAAGAAUGAAGAAUCUGUUAAACCAAUCACUCCGUUGUUGGAGUCAUUGGAAAGAAAAGGGAAUGUAGUGAAGCCUUCGGAGUUAAGAGAUCUCAUCAAGAAUCUCUGUGACUCAAAUCAAUUCUAUAAAGCACUUGAGGCAUCAAAAUGGAUGAGUACAAAAACAUCUUUCAAUCUUUUCCCUCAAGAUUAUGCAGCUAGGCUUCAUAUGAUUGAAAACGUGUUAGGUUUUGAGGAAGCAGAGAAGUUUUUCGAAAGAAGCAUUCCGGAGAACAUGAAGGAUGACUAUGUCUACGGUACACUCUUAAGCUGUUACGCGAAAUCUCACAAAACUUUGGAUAAAGCCGAGGCCAUUUUCGAGAAGAUGGGAGACCUCGGUUUCCUCUCGAAACCUUCUCCAUUCAACUCGAUGAUAUCUCUUUACAGUCAGCUAGGAAAACGAGAGAAGGUGGAAAAUCUUAUAUCGAAGAUGAAAUGUAUGAACAUAGAGCCGGAUAGUCUCACGAUGAACAACGUUUUGAGAAUGUACGCAGAUGAAACCGACAUAAAGACAAUGGACAAGUAUAAAAGAGAGUGGAUUAAUGCUGAGAAAAACACCAAGCUUGAGAUGAGGACCAUGGUUGCAAUGGCGAAUGCUUACGAGAGAGCCGGUCUACUACUAAAGGCGAUUGAGAUAACAAGGAGUAAAAAUGAAGUUCACCGUCUAUGGAAUGAGUACAAGGAGAAGGAAAAGAGAAAUUAUAAAAUAGAUGACGCCAAUCUAUGUAAGUGUAGAAGUGCGGUUGGUGAUGAAGAAUAUCAAAGUGUGAUUAGCUCUUUGUUGAAGCUAGACGAUUUAAAAGGAGCAGAGGAGAUAUAUGGAGAGUGGGAACCAGAAGGACCCGAGUUCAAUACUCGAAUACCGUGUUUGAUAAUCUCUCGUUACUGCAAGGAAGGCGAUGAAGUGAAGGUAAGGGAAGUAGUGUACUCGAGUAUAAAGAAGCGGAAGCUAAUGCAGUUUGAGAGUUUCAAGGAAGAUGUGUACGUCUUUGGUGCCAUAUGUAUAGUGUGUGUGGGUUUUGUGGGCGUGCUAUUAAUGAUUAUAACGAACCCCUUGCUCUUUUUUUUUCUCCUAAUUCAUUUGUCUCGUUAAUUUCUAAUUGUUCUAUUACUGAAU